CUCUUGGAGCGGAUCUGGAGGCAUAGAGGGAAAGACACAGGAAGAGUUUCACUGGUAAACAUUAUUCCGUUUUUGGGCCACCCCCAACCUGUGAGCGCCGAGGAUGUCAGGACAGAAACGGCCGUGUGACCCCUGUAGCUCCACCUCUUCCGGCGCACCCCCAGAGAAACGGAGAGAACGUGACGCAGGUGAUGAGGGCGCUGGGGUGGGCACAGGAGGUGGGAGCACCGCGGUGGAGACUGUCAUCAAACUAGGAGGCGUGUCCAAUAUGGAAGAGCAGGACAUCAAAGCUCUUCUGGUGAAGAACAGGAAGCUGGGGGAAGCCCUGGACCAGAGACAGGUUAUUGAAGAUGAGCUAAGGGAGCGAGCUGAGAGACUAGAGACACGUCAGGCCACUGACGAUGCCAGCCUUCUCAUCCUGAACCGGUACUGGAAUCAGUUUGAUGAAAACAUACGUCUGAUUGGUCGACGCUAUGACCAGUCUGGAGCUGAUUCUGCAGAUCAGAUGCCUGGAGAAGGGCGAAGCCUAAAGCCAGAAACCCCAGAGCCCGAUGGAGACUCUAACCAGGAGAGGGUCAGAGACAAAGGACACCAAGGUGAGACAGCCAGUUCCUUUUUGGCCACCCUUGCCAGCAGCAGCAGCGAAGAGAUGGAGGCUGAGCUGCAGGAGCGGGUGCAGUCAAGUCUGAAGCUGGUCACUUGGGUGGCUGAGACCUAUAAUGGUCUUAAGAACACAGUUGGCUUAAUGGAAAAGGACCUUGAAUCAGGGGCAGAGGGAAGUGUCUGGAGAGUUGUGUCACAGCUGAAUAGUCUCCUGUCCAGUGAGAAUGAGCGAUUGCAGCAGCUGACUGACGAACUUCAACAGAGGCAUAGCCAUAUGACCAAUGAGUCUCGCUCUCUGAGCCGUGCUGUGUCACGUGCUGACAGUCGGAUCAGUGAGCUUCAAGUUUUGAUUGAAGAACUACAGUGGGACAUGGAGAAGAUCCGGCGACGGGAGAACCGACUCAAUGCCCACCUCGGGGAGGUGUUGGAGAGGGUGAACAGUAAAGGUUACAAGGUGUGUGGGGAGGCUAGCAGUGUGUGUGGCACUAUUACCAUCAACAAGAGGAAGUUUGAAGAGAUGAAUAGUGAACUGGAGGAGAACAGAGAGCUGGCAGAGAACCGGCUCAGUGAACUGCAGAAACUGCAGCAGGACCUGCAGAAUGUUUACCAGGAGAACAGCAGCAUGAGGACGGAGCUGCUGAGCCGUGCUGAGGGGAUGGUUAGGGAGACCUCAGAAUACCGUUGCCUACAGUCGCAGUUCUCUGUGUUGUAUAACGAGUCCCUGGUCUUGAAGGCCCAGCUUGAUGAAACUCGUGCGAGGCUCAACACGACCAGGGCUGCUCGGCUCCGGCAGCUAGACCAUAUGGAGAAUGAUGAGGUCUCUCUCCAAAGGAAGGUACGCACAGAAGUAAUUCAGUUGGAGGACACUUUGGCUCAGGUUCGCAAGGAGUAUGAGAUGCUCAGGAUUGAGUUUGAGCAGACCCUCGCUGCCAAUGAGCAAGCAGGCCCAAUUAAUAGGGAGAUGCGUCAUCUGAUCAGCACCCUGCAAACACACAACCAACAGAUGAAGGGUGAAGUGUUGAAGUACAAAAUGAGACUCAGAGAAGCCCAGGGUGAACUGAGCCAGGUCAGAGCACUGAAGGGAAGCUCUGUGCUGCAGUCACAGUCCAGCACAGAACUGGAUGUCAAGGAAGAAACCGCCUCACCACUAACCCCAGCACCUUCGAGUGACAUCACUGUCAAGGUAGAGCCUGACACUGGCUCUAAUACACCCACCAGCACUUCUGUACCAGUAAAGACUGAGCCUGGAAUAGAAACAGAAGGAGCAAUAAAAGAGGAGGAAAAAGAAAAGGAGAAAGAGAAAGAUAAAGAGAAAGAAAGAGAGCGUGAGAGAGAGCGCGAACGGGAGAGGGAGCGAGAAAGGACUGCCCGUUCAGGACAAGGUGUAGCUGUCAAGGAGGAGAGGGAGAGGGCCAGUACAAGCAGCCAAUCAGAGGAGUCAUCAACAGAACGAUGUGCUGUAAUUGGUGGCGCCAAAAGGAAGGAAAUGGAGCAGCUGAAGAUUGUUAAAACAGAGUUGAAGAAAGCACAGGAGUCUCAGAGAGAGAUGAAGCUGUUGUUGGACAUGUACCGCUCGGCCCCAAAAGAGCAGAGGGACAAGGUGCAGCUUAUGGCUGCAGAGAAGAAGAACAAAUCUGAGGCAGAGGAGCUCAGGCAACGGCUACGGGAACUGGAGGAGAGGGAGAGAAGGGAGGGAAAGAAGAUGGCUGACGAGGAGGCACUGAGGAAGAUCCGUUCUGUGGAAGAGCAGAUUGAUAUACUGAACAAGAAGCUUUCUCUGGCCAAACAGGAGGAAGAAGCCCUCCUCAGUGAAAUGGACGUAACAGGACAGGCAUUUGAAGACAUGCAGGAGCAGAACAUUCGUCUCAUGCAGCAGCUGAGGGAAAAGGAUGAUGCCAAUUUCAAGUUGAUGAGUGAGAGGAUCAAAUCCAACCAGAUCCACAAGCUGCUAAAAGAGGAGAAGGAGGAGUUAGCUGACCAGCUCCUUACUCUCAGGACUCAGGUUGAUGCCCAGUUGCAGGUCGUUCGAAAGCUAGAAGAGAAGGAGCGUCUCUUACAGGGCACCAUAAGUACUGCAGAGAGAGAGCUAGCACUGAGGACACAGGCCCUGGACAUGAACAAGCGCAAGGCCCAGGAGUCAGCAUUGCUCUCAGAAGAGAUCCGUGCUCAGCUGGAGGGUGUACAGCAAAGGCUCAGUUCAGUUCGCGAGGAGGUGAUUGAGAAUAGCAUCUCACGGGAGAAGGAGUCAUUCAAUGCUCGCAGAGCACAGGAGGAUAUUUCAAAACUGAGGAGGAAACUAGAGAAAGCCAAGAAACCAGCUGAAAACAUUCCAAACUGUGAUGAGAUUCUUAAUGAGGAAAUUAAAGAGUAUAAGGCACGUCUCACCUGUCCCUGCUGCAACUCUCGUGUGAAGGAUGCUGUUUUGACCAAGUGCUUCCACGUCUUCUGCUUUGAGUGUGUAAAAACACGCUACGACACCCGUCAGAGAAAGUGUCCCAAGUGUAACGCAGCAUUUGGGGCCAAUGAUUUCCACCGCAUCUACAUCUGAGAGACUUGUUCAGGAAGGUGUGUAGAGAGGGUGAGGAAGGCAAAAUGAAGGUUGACCAGUAGUGUGUGAAGGUUGAGAUAGUGAUGUCUUACUUCGCUAGUCUUUGAAACGGGCAGAUCUCGUCACAGAGGUUUUUGGAAUAGUGAAAGAGGUUGUAUAAAAGUUAGUGGAAACAUUACUACACACGGCGUCAGAAGCCUGUCUGGGGUGUAGUGUGGUGACUUUCUGGGACUGUUGUUGCACUCCAUGAAGUAAACCAUUUGUGCUUAACCCAUGGACAGUGAUCAGGUGAGUAAAGCCUCUUCUCAAGGUUCCAUGGCAGCACAGCCUCUAUGCCUCCUUUACCCCUCCAAUAUCCACUGCUCAGGAGACAGGGCUUAGCCCUUCCUGAAGCUGACCAUGGUGGAUACCAGAAGUCAUCCUGGUUAUAAAUUGUUGUCCUGAGUUUUGAGGUUUCCUACCUGACUUGUCAUGCAAAAGUUUAAAAUGUCUGAAUCAUUCAUUAGUUUGUUACUGGAUGAUUGAUGCCAGUGCUGGUGGGGACAGAUCCUGGUCCCAAACUGGCAAUGCUGUCACGGACUUAUUACAAGUUCUGGAAUACAAAUGGAAAAGGUCCAAAGGUAUCUAUAUUGGUAUUAACCAACUGGUUUUGGAAAAUUCACCAAACUAUAUUUCCAAAGCUGGAUGCUGCUGGUCUACUGAGAGUCUUUGGUAUAUUUUUUUUUUUUAAUUAUUCAUUUUAAUUUACAAGCUGUUUUGUCCUAUAUUGUUUUCUGUUGUCCUAAAAUGGUGCAGAUGUGUAAUUGCUUAUUUGCUAAUAAAAGUCCAUAUAAA
This is a messenger RNA of Scleropages formosus (Asian bonytongue), 3985 nucleotides long. It is a transcript of the gene rnf20, whose product is annotated as ring finger protein 20, E3 ubiquitin protein ligase. The transcript is spliced from 22 exons. The record is from RefSeq and is a predicted model, not a curated record. Lineage: Eukaryota; Metazoa; Chordata; Actinopteri; Osteoglossiformes; Osteoglossidae. Gene Ontology annotation, cellular component: nucleus; HULC complex. Gene Ontology annotation, molecular function: metal ion binding; ubiquitin protein ligase activity. The coding region runs from base 104 to 3151 and encodes 1015 amino acids.